GACACUCAGCAUCUGUACCAAACGAUGAAUGUUGCCUCAGAUUUAACGCGUUUUGCUUAAAAAUCGGGAUAAACAGAGCAGCUGUCAUCAUGUAUGGCUUUGUGAAUCACGCCCUGGAGCUCCUCGUUUUAAGGAAUUACGGCCCAGAUGUGUGGGAAGACAUCAAGAGGGAGGCUCAGCUCGAUAUCGAGGGUCAGUUCCUGGUUAGAAUCAUAUAUGAAGAUGCCAAAACAUACGAUCUUGUUGCUGCUGCAAGUAAAGUUCUCAAGAUCGACGCGGGAGACAUCUUGCAGUUGUUUGGGAAGAUGUUUUUUGAAUUUUGCCAGGAGUCGGGAUACGACACCAUAUUACGAGUGCUGGGGUCGAAUGUUCGUGAGUUCCUGCAGAAUUUGGAUGCUCUGCAUGACCACCUGGGCACCAUCUACCCUGGGAUGAGGGCCCCCUCGUUCCGCUGCACGGAUGCAGAGAAGGGCAACAACCUGAUUCUUCACUACUACUCAGAGAGAGAAGGCCUGCAGGACAUCGUGAUCGGCAUCAUUAAAACGGUGGCCCAGCAGAUCCACGGAACAGAGAUCGAGAUGAAGAUGAUCCAGCCGAAAAACGAGGAGUGCGACCACAUCAAGUUUCUGAUUGAGGAGAAGGACUCGGAGGAGGAGGCGUUCUACGAGGACCUGGACGGCUUCGAGGAGAACGGCACGCAGGAGACCCGGAUCAGCCCCUACACCUUCUGCAAGGCCUUCCCCUUCCACCUCAUGUUCGACAAAGACCUGAUGCUCACGCAGUGUGGGAACGCCAUCUAUCGAGUCCUGCCUCAGCUCCAGCCCGGUACCUGCAUCCUCCCCUCCGUGUUUUCUUUGGUCCGGCCUCACAUCGACUUCAGUUUCCACGGCAUCCUCUCCCACAUCAACACUGUGUUCGUUCUGCGGAGCAAGGAGGGCCUGCUGAACGUGGAGACCGUGGAGAACGAGGACGAGCUGACGGGGGUGGAGAUCAGCUGUCUGAGGCUGAAAGGACAGAUGAUUUACCUGCCGGAGGCGGAGAACAUCCUUUUUCUGUGCUCGCCCAGUGUCAUGAACCUGGAUGACCUCACGCGGAGGGGGCUGUACCUGAGCGACAUCCCGCUGCACGACGCCACGCGGGACCUGGUGCUGCUGGGCGAGCAGUUCCGUGAGGAGUACAAGCUGACCCAAGAGCUGGAAAUCCUGACAGACCGUCUGCAGCACACGCUCCGGGCCCUGGAGGACGAGAAGAAGAAGACAGACAGACUGCUCUACUCCGUCCUGCCGCCAUCCGUUGCCAACGAGCUGCGACACAAGCGGCCGGUCCCGGCAAAGCGCUACGACAACGUGACCAUCCUCUUCAGCGGCAUCGUGGGGUUCAACGCCUUCUGCAGCAAGCACGCCUCGGCCGAGGGGGCCAUCAAGAUAGUCAACCUGCUCAACGAUGUUUACACGCGGUUCGACAUCUUGACAGACUCUCGGAAUAACCCUUAUGUAUACAAGGUGGAAACAGUGGGCGAUAAGUACAUGACGGUGAGCGGCCUACCGGAGCCGUGCACCCACCACGCCAAGUCCAUCUGCCACCUCGCUCUGGAUAUGCUGGAGAUUGCUGGACAGGUCAAAGUGGACGAUGAGCCGGUGCAGAUUACGAUUGGGAUCCACACAGGUGAAGUGGUGACCGGGGUGAUUGGGCAGAGGAUGCCCAGGUAUUGCCUUUUUGGAAACACGGUCAACCUCACAAGUCGUACAGAAACUACCGGUGAAAAGGGGAAGAUAAACGUCUCGGAAUAUACGUACCGGUGUUUGCAGUCCGCUGAGAACGCUGACCCUCAGUUUAACCUGGAGUAUCGCGGCCCCGUCACCAUGAAAGGAAAGAAGGAGCCGAUGAAGGUGUGGUUCCUGUCCAGGAGGCCCACCGACACAGAGUCCAGCGCAGCUAAAGCUUAGUGAGUGAGACUCAGCACUGAACGCGGCAGGCGGCGGCGUCAGAGCGAUGCUGUCGAGUCAGCGUCUCUUCUGAAUUCAGACACGCUAAUACUUUUCAUAUGAUGUGAAUUUGAACCGCUGCUCUUCCUCCUCGUUCCUGCUCGACCGCCACCUGUCGUGACCUCACUCUAUUUUUUUAGCGUAGACACAACAGUGAAGUAUUUCAUGAAUAAUGGAGGUUAGUGAUGCAGCACACGGUACGUUCAAGUGUGACAGAAUAUUCUCACAUCGUUAUUGUUCAUAAAUUCACCAAAAGGUUUUGAUAAGCAAAAUAUUUUCCAUCUACGUUAAUCUGCUGAUUUUGUCACGUCCUUUAUUUGUUCUGAAUCCUGUCAAAAAUACUGAGAGUUUAUCUUUAUGGACACAAAUAGCCUAUUUUACUUUACAUGAAUAGAAUAGAUUUUAACCUUUGACAUUUUCCCUUUUUCGGGUGAUAUUGAUUUAAAAUGAAAUAUUUGACUUAUGAGUGUUAAAAAAAAAGAAGCUUGAUAUCAUGUUUGUGCCAUUACAUCACCUCAAGUUUCACACUGGAUCUGUCACACUGGCAUCAGCCUGUUCAAAGAAAUAUGAAUUUAGAUGUUUUAGCUGUUGUAUUUAUAUAGAUUUAUAUCACUGUGUUCACCAGUUCUUUGGCUUCAUUAGACUCAUGUGUGUAUUACAAUUCCAACAUGUAUUUCAAGUCACAAAUGAUACAUGAGUUAUUAGUAAAGUACGUAAUUAUUAAAGCAGAUAAUUUAAAAUGAGCACUCAACACUAAUUUAAUACAUUUAUUGCACCUCUCUGCUUAUCACACAUUCACUUUUUUAGUACUAUACAUACAUAGAACUAUUAAUGAUCUACCAGGACGUAUUUAUUGUUAACAUUACUUGAUAUUUAUUCUUUUAAAAUGU
Molecule: messenger RNA, 2875 nt
Organism: Chelmon rostratus (copperband butterflyfish)
Lineage: Eukaryota; Metazoa; Chordata; Actinopteri; Chaetodontiformes; Chaetodontidae
Gene: gucy1b1
Product: guanylate cyclase 1 soluble subunit beta 1
Exons: 13
Coding region: 90-1946 (618 amino acids)
Biological process (GO): cGMP biosynthetic process; response to oxygen levels
Cellular component (GO): guanylate cyclase complex, soluble
Molecular function (GO): heme binding; guanylate cyclase activity
Source: RefSeq, a predicted model, not a curated record